CAAAGACUGUUUGAUUCUCGUGAUCAGGUCAGAAAAAACUGUUUGAAUCUUCCCUACCAAAAAGAUACUAUUUAAUAAGGCGAGACGCCAUCCCCACGAGACUCCUAACCUCGCAGAGAUGGCAACGAAGCUUAUGCAAGCGAUUCAGUACGAUCGCUAUGGCGGCGGCCCCGCCGGUUUGAAGCAUGUAGAGAUUCCAGUUCCCACUCAAAUAAAAAAUGAGGUUUUGGUGAAAGUGGAAGCGGCUAGUCUGAACCCUUUUGAUUGGAAGAUUCAAAAGGCUGUAGCAAGGCCUCUGUUACCUCGAAAGUUCCCCUAUAUCCCUGGUACUGAUAUAGCAGGAGAGAUAGUAGAGGUUGGAUCAAAAGUCAAAGAUUUCAAAGUUGGUGACAAAGUGGUUGCUUAUCUUGCUCAUGAUCAUGGAGGUGCACUGGCUGAGUUUGCUGUGGCUACUGAGAGAUUAACAGUUUUGAGACCAUCUGAAGUCUCAGCAGCUGAAGCUGCCGCUUUAACUUUGGCUGGUUUAACAGCUUAUCAACCCCUCAUUGAAAUUGCUGGUGUCAAGCUUGAUGGAACCGGUGAACAAAAGAACAUCUUAGUAACCGCCGCCUCAGGCGGCGUGGGUCACUUUGCAGUUCAACUGGCAAAGCUAGGGAACACUUUCGUCACGGCCACUUGUGGGGCCCGCAACGUUGACUUGGUCAAGAGCUUAGGUGCUGAUGAGGUUCUUGACUAUAAGACUCCAGAAGGAGCUGCUUUAAAGAGUCCAUCUGGUAGAAAAUAUGAUGCAGUGAUACAUUGCACAACUGGAAUUCCAUGGUCCACUUUUGAGCCUCAAUUAAGUGAUCAUGGAAAGGUAAUAGACUUAACGCCUGGUUUGAUUUCAAUGGCGACUUUUGCUCUGAAGAAACUCACUUUCGCUAAGAAGCAAAUAGUGCCGUUCUUUGCAACACCCAAUAAAGAGAACCUGAGUUAUCUGAUUCAGUUGGUGAAAGAUGGAAGGCUUAAAUGUGUUAUUGACUCUCGUUUCCCUUUGAGUCAAGCUGAAGAUGCUUGGGCUAAGAGCAUUGAUGGCCAUGCUACUGGAAAAAUUAUUGUGGAGCCAUAAACACCACAUACAUAUAUACAUAUAUAUAUAUAUA
Neltuma alba is the source of this 1142-nucleotide messenger RNA. RefSeq names its product chloroplast envelope quinone oxidoreductase homolog. Lineage: Eukaryota; Viridiplantae; Streptophyta; Magnoliopsida; Fabales; Fabaceae. Gene Ontology annotation, molecular function: oxidoreductase activity. The record is from RefSeq and is a predicted model, not a curated record. Bases 119 to 1108 code for a protein of 329 amino acids. The transcript has 4 exons.